CAGACGGAAUCAUUCCCCAAUGCCUGGAAAUCCCUCACUGGAUUACUGUGUUGUAAACAGAGUUUUGUGAACAGCCGUUUAUCUCCAAGCAGAAAGAAAGAUGUGGAAAGCUUCAGCAGGCCACGCUGUGUCCAUCACCCAGGAUGACGUGGGGGCCGAUGACUGGGAGACCGACCCCGAUUUUGUGAAUGAUGUGAGUGAGAAGGAGCAAAGAUGGGGUGCCAAGACCGUGCAGGGCUCCGGGCACCAGGAGCAUAUCAACAUCCACAAGCUGAGGGAGAACGUCUUUCAAGAACAUCAGACUCUUAAGGAGAAGGAACUUGAAACAGGACCCAAAGCCUCCCACGGCUAUGGAGGGAAAUUUGGUGUGGAACAAGACCGAAUGGAUAAGUCAGCUGUCGGCCACGAAUAUCAGUCGAAACUUUCCAAGCACUGCUCACAGGUAGACUCGGUCCGCGGCUUCGGAGGCAAGUUUGGUGUCCAGAUGGACAGAGUUGAUCAGUCUGCCGUAGGCUUUGAAUACCAGGGGAAGACUGAGAAGCACGCCUCCCAGAAAGACUACUCCAGUGGUUUUGGCGGCAAGUACGGCGUGCAGGCUGACCGAGUAGACAAGAGCGCGGUGGGCUUCGACUACCAGGGCAAAACGGAGAAGCACGAGUCACAGAGAGAUUACUCCAAAGGUUUCGGUGGCAAAUACGGCAUCGACAAGGACAAAGUGGAUAAGAGCGCCGUUGGCUUUGAGUAUCAAGGCAAAACGGAGAAGCACGAGUCCCAGAAAGACUAUGUGAAAGGGUUUGGAGGAAAGUUUGGUGUGCAGACAGACAGACAAGACAAAUGUGCCCUUGGCUGGGAUCACCAGGAGAAAUUGCAGCUGCAUGAAUCCCAAAAAGAUUAUAAGACUGGUUUCGGAGGCAAAUUCGGUAUUCAGUCGGAGAGGCAGGACUCCGCUGCUGUGGGGUUUGAUUACAAGGAGAAGUUGGCCAAGCACGAGUCCCAGCAAGACUACUCCAAAGGAUUCGGCGGGAAGUAUGGGGUGCAGAAGGAUCGGAUGGAUAAGAACGCGUCCACCUUUGAGGAUGUCACCCAGGUGUCCUCUGCCUACCAGAAGACAGUACCUGUUGAAGCCGUGACCAGCAAAACAAGUAACAUCAGAGCUAACUUUGAAAACCUCGCUAAGGAGAAGGAGCAGGAGGACAGGCGGAAGGCGGAGGCAGAGAGAGCCCAGCGGAUGGCGAAGGAGCGGCAGGAGCAGGAAGAGGCCAGGAGGAAGCUGGAGGAGCAAGCCAGAGCCAAAACGCAAACGCCCCCUGCGUCGCCUGCACCUCAGCCAACCGAGGAGAGGCUGCCCUCGAGCCCCGUCUAUGAGGACGCGGCUUCCUUCAAGGCAGAGCUGAGCUACAGAGGCCCUGUGAGUGAGACAGAGCCGGAGCCCUUGUACAGUGUGGAGGCCGCUGACUAUCGAGAGGCCGGCAGCCAGCAGGGCCUGGCCUACGCCACAGAGGCUGUCUACGAAAGCGCAGAGGCCCCAGGCCACUAUCCCACAGAGGACAGCACCUACGACGAGUACGAGAAUGACCUGGGGAUCACAGCCGUCGCCCUGUACGACUACCAGGCUGCGGGUGAUGAUGAGAUCUCAUUUGACCCCGAUGACAUCAUCACCAACAUCGAAAUGAUUGACGAUGGCUGGUGGCGUGGGGUGUGCAAGGGCCGGUACGGGCUCUUCCCAGCCAACUACGUGGACCUGCGGCAGUAGGGCCCCCAGCCCCCAGCCCCCGGAGCUGCGCCCCGGACCCUCACACUACAGAUCAGGCCUUCUUUGGUUCUUGGGUUUUGGGUUUUUUUGUUUUUUUUGUUUUUUUUUGAAGGUGGGGAGGAGAAUAUACACAUUGCUUUUAUAUUUAAUACUUUUGCUGAUGCUUUUGAAAAUGUUUAUGCCACAGAAUUUGCUAAUAUAUUGUAAUCACAUUCCUUAGGAGGACUUUGGUAAUUGGUUUUAUGCAUUGAUGGAUUGUUUUAUUUUUUGCCAAAUUGACUGUCACACGCGGCAGCUUCAGGGAGCUCGCAUUGUCUUGAGUGCGUGUUGCCCUCGUGCUCAUCAAGUGCAGUCGGGGCCUCCCACGACAAGCACGAGGCCUCAGGUGGGCCCUGUGGCGGGUAGGCAGGAAGGACUGUCCCAGACGAGGGCUCCCUCUAGAGUCUCAGUGUUUGGGGGGAGAGGGGCGGGCCUGCUGGAGGUUAACACGGAGCUAAGUCACCCAGAACAUAGGAGCUGCCACGUCAGAUGGGAAAUCUGCCUGUGUCAUACCGUGACAGCCCGCGGGAUCAGGAAACUUACUUCCUUCCUGAGGAGCCGGGAGGCUGGACCAGUCCCGUCAUGCAGUCAGGUGGGCGGUGUGUCGUUCCAGAAGGUCCCAUGGAAAUGUCUCGGGACUUGGGUCCCGGAGCACCCGUGAAGCGCGUGUUUUUGCUUCUGAGGUGCGUUUCUCAUCCUUGCUUUACCACAAUGAGCAAUGAGGUCGGGUUUUAUAUGCAACUUAUUGUAUCUGAAUUCCUGUAGCACACCUCAUAGGUAUGAUUUUUUUAAAUUAAAGAAUUCAGAAUAAACUUUUUUUGAUCCACUUG
Molecule: messenger RNA, 2622 nt
Organism: Mandrillus leucophaeus (drill)
Lineage: Eukaryota; Metazoa; Chordata; Mammalia; Primates; Cercopithecidae
Gene: CTTN
Product: cortactin
Exons: 19
Coding region: 101-1753 (550 amino acids)
Biological process (GO): regulation of actin filament polymerization
Cellular component (GO): focal adhesion; cortical actin cytoskeleton; lamellipodium
Molecular function (GO): actin filament binding
Source: RefSeq, a predicted model, not a curated record